Molecule: messenger RNA, 477 nt
Organism: Achroia grisella
Lineage: Eukaryota; Metazoa; Arthropoda; Insecta; Lepidoptera; Pyralidae
Product: hydroxyacyl-thioester dehydratase type 2, mitochondrial-like
Exons: 1
Coding region: 1-477 (158 amino acids)
Source: RefSeq, a predicted model, not a curated record
AUGAAUAAAAUAUUGUCAAAUAGAUUCCCAUACAUUGCGGUGAAUAACAAGAACUAUCAAAAGAUAUGCAAGAUUCAUACAACAUCAUUUAGUAGCUCGGCUUUCAAGGCUGGCGACAAAAUUAGAAUACAAAAGACAUUGACACAAAAAGAUCUAGAUGCAUUCUCUAAUUUAACAAGUGAUCACAAUUAUUUACAUCAAAACAGUGGUAAUAAAAGACCAAUUGUUCAUGGGGCAUUAUUAAAUGGGCUUGUGGCAGGCCUUAUAGGCACACACUUGCCAGGGCCAGGCACAGUGCUAGUGUCACAAACUAUGAAGUUUCCCAAUAAAUGCUUUGUUGGUGAAAAAUUGACUAUCAGUGUAGAACUGGUUGAUGUGAGGAAAAUACUCAAAGUAAAGUUUUACUGUAUUGUUGAAGAGGAAAAGAAGGUUGUGUUUGAGGGUGAGGCUAAAUUGGUGUUAGCCAAAGACUGUUAG